Monodelphis domestica (gray short-tailed opossum) is the source of this 3396-nucleotide messenger RNA. The record is from RefSeq and is a predicted model, not a curated record. NCBI's taxonomy places the organism in Eukaryota, Metazoa, Chordata, Mammalia, Didelphimorphia, Didelphidae.
GCCCCUUCCAUUGCAAUGAGCACUCUGUUAACUAGUUUUCGUUCAAUACAACAAUUUAGAAUAUAGAAGACAAUGAUAUUUUUCAUCUAUUUUAGCAGUAAUAACAAUAUUAGUUUCUCUAAAUACUAUUCAGAAUGAUAUUAAAGCAACUUUGUACAAUUCUAUUUCAGAUCCUGCACUGCAUUCAAGAAAACAUGGUACAAAUGAGUUACAAUUCAACAUAUAUUCAACAAACAGUGGCCUCUCUAGUUGCUUUACCUAUCAUUUAUAUCUUUCUAUGUAUUCUGGGCCUUUUGGGGAACAUACUCUCACACUGGGUGUUUUUAAGAAAGAUUGGUAGGAAAACAUCAACACACAUCUACUUAAUAAAUCUUUUGACUGCAAAUCUGCUUGUAUGCAGUGCUAUGCCUUUUAUGAGUGUCUAUUUCAUGAAAGGAUUUAAAUGGACAUACAGUUCAGUAAAAUGCAAGGUGGUCAAUUUCUUGGGUACACUGUUUUUGCAUAUUGGCAUGUUUGUCAGUCUCACUACUUUAAGUUGGAUUGCCAUAAGCCGUUAUGCUACCCUUAUGAAAAAGGACUUUUCUCAGGAAGAGAGUGCUUCAUACUAUGAGAAAAUAUUUUAUGGGCAUAUACUAAAAAAAUUCUGCCAACCCAACUUUGCCAGAAAGCUGUGCUGUUUUAUAUGGGGGAUGGUACUGGCCGUAACAGUCCCAGUCAUUGUGUAUUACUCUGUUGUGGAGCUUUCUCAAGAAAAUGGGGAAAAGUGCUAUAGCUGGAAGACAGAAUAUGGUGCGAGCAUUUCUCAGAAUGCUAGACUUGUUGGAACUGCAUUUGUUGAUUCUUGUUUCCUAGUGGUACUGCUGUCAUAUUAUUCUUUUGUCAGCUAUCUGAGAAAAAUAAGGAAAAGCACAUCCAUUACAAAGAAAUAUUCCAUUUACUGUUCAGUAAAAAGACACCUUUUAGUGAUUCAAUUUCUACUGCUAUUUUGCUUUCUUCCAUAUAGUAUUUUUAUACCCAUUUUUUGUGCCCUAAACAAAACAAAUGAUAGCCAACAGCUGACAUACUUAGUAGAAAUAAAAAAUUUCCUUAUCUGUCUUGCUGCUGCUAGAAGUAGCACAGAUCCCAUUAUAUUUCUUCUUCUAGAUAAAACAUUUAAGAAGACCCUAUAUAAUCUCUUUAGCAAGGCCAAUUCACCACAUGAAAGCAGUUGAUCUUUGUAUCCAAUCCACCACAGAAACAGGGAAAAGAACACAUGCAAACCUCAGUGACAAAUAAGAUGAUUACUGCAGCUAAAAUAAAGUACAAAAAGUCAUUUGGCUUCUUAAAAACGUGUAUCAAAAUUGAAUUUGUAGUUGUGCUUUUUGCUACAAAAAGCUUGACCUCUGGUUUUUAUCAGAGGCAUUAGCUAAGUUUCCACUCAAAAAUGAAAUGGGUAGCUUUGAUAACUACUAAUUAAUAACUACUAAUCCUGCAUAGAAAGUGUUUAAAUAAUGAGAACCUAAAUAUAGAAGUGCCAACACAAAGUUCAUAAAAAUGAUUAUGUUUGUAACUCUUGAGAUUCAGAACAGAUAUAUUCAUAAGAAAAACCUGGUUUUUAACUCAGACUGCUUAACAAUUUAUGGCUAAAAUGUGCACAUGAUUUAGACAUAAAAGGUGAUAUCACAAGUAUGGGAAUGUGGAAAAUUUUACCUGUUAUUCAGAUCUCUGAAUAACAGAAGACUUUAUGAUAAAACAACAUAGAGAGGAGAUCAUGGGAAGUAAAAUGGAUAAUUUUGAUUACAUUAAAUAAAAAAGGUUUUGCACAAACAAAACAAUGUAGGCAAAAUUAGAAGGAAACAACAAAUAAUGAAAAAAAAUUUACAGCAAGUUUCUCUGAUAAAGGCCAAAUUCAGAACUGAGCCAAAUUUAUAAAAAUAAAAUACAGUCACCAAACUGAUAAGUGGUCAAAGGAUAUGAACAGCCAGGUUUCAGAAGAAGAUAUGCUUAAAAUGAUUAGGGCAUAUUGAUUAGGGCAAUGCAAAUUAAACUGGUUAAUAUGGCAGAAAAGGAAAAUUACAAAUGCCUGAGGGAACUAUGGCCAAAGGGAUAUAAAACUAUGAUUCUUUGACCCAGCAAUACUACUACUAGAUCUGUACCCCCAAAGAGAUAAUAGGAAAAGGAUAUAUAUAUAUAUAUAUAUGUAUAUAUAUAUAUAUAUAUAUUUAUAGCAGCUCUUUUUGUGACAGUAAAGAUUUGGAAAUUUGAGGUGGUGCCUAUAAUUGGGGAAUGGUUGAACAAUUUGUAAUAUACAAUUGUGAUGGAAUAUUACUAUGCUUUAAGAAAUGACAAGUAAGAUGAUUUCAGAAAAACCUGAAAGACUUAUAUGAAUUGAUACAAAAUGAAACAAGCACAACUUGGAGAACAUUUUACACAGUAACAGCAAUAUUGUGAAGAUCAUCAAUGAUGAAAGACUUGGCUAUUAUCAGCAAUACAAUGAUCCAAGACAAGGACACAUGAUAAAAAAUGCUAUCCACCUCCAGAGAAAGAAAUGAUGAAUUCUGAGUACAAAUGGAAGCAUCGAUUCUUUCACUUUAUUUUUUACAAUAUGGCUAAUAUGGAAAUGUAUCUUGCAUGAUUUCACAUGUAUAAUUGAUAUAAUUUUGCUUGACCUCUCAAUGGCCAGGGGAAUGGAGGGAGAGUUUUCAGAACCCAAAACUUAAAAAAAAAAAGUUAAAAAGAAAAAAUAAUUUUUUAAAGGAGGAAAAAACCUUAGUCUUACAGAGGAAAUCCUAAAUUUCUAGUAUUUUAAGUUAAUAAAAAUUAAAUUUCUAUAUUACUACCCUUAAUUCAUUAUUAUUAUUUAUAGAGGAAAAUGCAAUUUUUUAAACCUAAUACUUAAAGCGAGUCAAAACUUAGCUUUCACUGAACUUUCUAGCCUUUUUUGUACAACUUCCUUUCACAAACUAUGUUCCUCCAUUGAUUUUGAUUCACCCAACAUCCUAAAGUGCAAAACACUCCAUAUCCUGAAAUGCUCUCCCUCCUCUUCUCUACUUUUCAGAGCCUACCUAAAUGCUCUAUUUUUUGAUUUAUGAAUAAUUACUAUUAUGUGUUAUGUGUGACUUUACUGUUAGAAAAAGUUAAAUUCAUUUAUUUUUUAAAAGAUAAUCUUCAGUGGCUGAAAACUAUUUUACAAAUUGAAGAACUAAUCCUUACAACAUGAUGAAACUGUGCUUUUAAAAGUCUAAAAACUUAAUUGCAAAAUUUUAGUGUGUAAGUUUCCUAGGGUUAUUUGUUAAGAGUAAUUAAUGUUGCUUUUAUGUACAUAGGCUUAUAUGUAUUUAUAUGUGUAUAAAUCUUCAAUUCCUUUAAAAAAAAGCAAAUUAAUCUAUUAAAAGCUUAGUCCUUUUUUUUUUUAAA